This is a messenger RNA of Oreochromis niloticus (Nile tilapia), 3928 nucleotides long. It is a transcript of the gene glyr1, whose product is annotated as glyoxylate reductase 1 homolog (Arabidopsis). Bases 120 to 1643 code for a protein of 507 amino acids. Gene Ontology annotation, biological process: transcription elongation-coupled chromatin remodeling. Gene Ontology annotation, molecular function: NAD binding; NADP binding; DNA binding. The transcript is spliced from 16 exons. The record is from RefSeq and is a predicted model, not a curated record. NCBI's taxonomy places the organism in Eukaryota, Metazoa, Chordata, Actinopteri, Cichliformes, Cichlidae. Gene Ontology annotation, cellular component: chromatin.
AAACAACAGAGCGACGGAUGUGACGUAUGAGAAAGGGGUGGGGCUGGCCUCACAUGUGAUUAGUGGGUGUGUGUUGUCUUUUCCUCUCAUUCAGUGCGACGUUUUAUUAAAGUUGUAAGAUGGCGACGGUGCAUCUGAGGAUCGGGGAUCUAGUGUGGGGGAAGCUCGGUCGUUACCCACCAUGGCCAGGAAAGAUAGUAAGCCCUCCCAAGGACCUGAAAAAGCCCAGGGGCAAGAAAUGCCACUUUGUGAAGUUCUUUGGAACAGAGGACCAUGCCUGGAUCAAAGUAGAACAGCUGAAGCCGUACCAUGCCCACAAAGAAGAGAUGAUCAAGAUAAAUAAAGGAAAGCGCUUCCAGCAAGCUGUUGAUGCAGUGGAGGACUUCUUAAAGAAAGCAAAGGGGAAAGAACAGAACUCAGAUGGCAAAGGAGACUCAAAAGGAAAGAAGACGCCCAACAAGCCCCUAAAAAUUCUGGAUGAGGAUGAUGAGGACCUCAGUGCCCUAAAGGACCCCUCUGAGAAGGACUUAGCUGACUCUGACCCCGAGCCGUCCACUGUUGAGAGGCUGGGGGCUGGACCGGGCUCAGGAUUCAAAUGGGAAAGCAGCCCUGUGAAGGAUGAUCCACAUUUUCACCACUUUCUGCUCAGCCAGUCUGAAAAGCCAGCUUCGUCAAUGGAGCCCAUUAGCAAACGCCUGAAGAUCAUUGAAGAGGUCACAGGGUCAACAUCUAUCCAAGCAGCAGACAGCACAGCGAUCAACGGCAGCAUCACACCCACAGAUAAACGAAUAGGCUUCCUGGGUCUGGGGCUGAUGGGUAGCGGCAUUGUUUCCAACCUGCUGAAAAUGGGUCAUAUCGUCACAGUGUGGAACCGCACUGCAGAAAAGUGUGACCUGUUCAUCCAGGAGGGGGCACGGUUAGGCCGCACUCCUGCAGAAGUGGCCUCCAUGUGUGACAUCACCUUCUCCUGUGUGUCUGACCCUAAGGCUGCCAGAGACUUGGUGUUGGGACCCAGUGGAGUUCUACAAGGAAUCAGACCGGGCAAAUGCUACGUAGAGAUGUCUACAGUCGAUCCAGAGACCAUCACUGAGCUCUCACAGGUGAUCACGUCACGGGGCGGCCGCUUCCUGGAAGCUCCGGUGGCAGGAAGCCAGCAGCUGUCCAACGACGGGAUGCUGGUCAUCCUGGCAGCUGGCGACAGGACGGUCUACGAGGACUGCAGCAGCUGCUUCCAGGCCAUGGGCAAGACCUCGUUCUUUCUGGGUGAGGCAGGGAAUGCUGCAAGGAUGAUGCUAAUCCUCAACAUGGUUCAAGGCAGCUUCAUGGCCACUAUUGCAGAGGGGCUAACAUUGGCACAGGCCACGGGCCAAUCACAGCAGACCUUCCUGGACAUCCUGUGCCAGGGUCAGAUGGCUAGCACCUUUGUGGACCAGAAAUGCCAGAAUAUUUUACAGGGCAAUUUUAAACCAGACUACUAUUUGAAACACAUUCAGAAGGACCUAAGGCUAGCCAUCUCCAUGGGCGACAUGGCCAACCAUCCAACCCCGAUGGCAGCAGCUGCCAACGAGGUGUACAAGCGGGCCAAGGCACUGGACCAGUCGGACAAUGACAUUUCAGCAGUUUACAGAGCCUACAUUCACUAGAGCGAGGUGUGGCCUGGCCUGUGGACCCUCCUUUUCUCCCUUGUCAUUAAAGGUUUUUUGUUUUUAAUUUGAAACUUCUGUUAUUUUAUUUUUCACCCCAGUGCCAGCCGCGUUACCUGCCCACAAUUCCGGACUGUAAUUCCGUGUUUUAGAGGCAACAUUAAGCAUUGCACUGACUGUACUGUGGGAAUUUUAUGCUGUAAGAGUGCUUGGAACGAGGCUGAACUACUGCAUUGCUGCAGUUUGCCGUCAGAGGGGCACUUUGCCUGGUUCCUGACAUCGUUGUUAUAAAACAGUAUGAGUAAUGCUGGGCGCUACUGUGAAGCUAAACAAAUUGCCAUGUGGAUUCAGAGCCCUAAAAUAUUUUAGUUUUUUCCCUUUUUGUUUAAUUAUCUGUGUGAUCUCUGCUCCAGAAAUCCAUGAGAGUAAGCAACAGAACAUGCCACUGCAUUGCCUUAAUAUUGUAACCCCUCGGGUCCUUCGAUAAUACACGUAUUUAUUUAUGCCUCUUUUAAGGUCUUCUUUGUGCAGUUGGCUUCUUCCCGUGUGUAACCACAUCAUUUAGGCUUUUCCAUUAGUGUGAUUUUGUUUGAAACAAGUGGAGGACAAAGCUGCAGAUGUGCCGAGGCCUUAAAAUGCAGAUGUUUCUCCUCAUGGUUUGAGAUUUCCACUUUUGAAACGCUUCGACCUUUCUCUUGGAAGACUUUGUGUUUUUCCUCUUUAAAUGUCUUUAACUUCUUCUUUAACUGAAGUUCAAAACUGGGCCUCCAGAGUCACUCCAUGACUCCAGGACAGCGGCUCAGUGUUGAAUCAUUAUUAGACGCUAGCGUUAGAACCAAGGCCAGAGUGACACUUAAACUGUAGGCCCUCGACUUUAGUCAAAGCAGACUAACACACAGGUCGUUUCAGACACAAUUUGUUACAUGACCGUGUUCACCCAGUCUGAGUCUCAAUGCUUGAUAUUGAUUCGGUCGGCUGGCCUCAAUAAAAAUACGAGCAAACAAAGUGGGCGGAGGUUUGACUACAGAGUAAAGGUCAUCACAGGCUGGCACUGCUCUCAGUAGACACAACACUGAUCAGUGAGGUUUGUGACCCAGCUUGUGACAGAUGAUCAUUAAAAUGAAAUCCCAAAGAGAUGUUGGAGGUCUCAGUUAUAGUAGUUUAUCUACAAUAUGUUACUGGGUGUUUCAUGUUCAGAUCUUGCUGUGUGUGUUGUGUGUGUUGGCCCUGAGAGGCUCCUGCCACCCAGAUAAAGACCAUUAGUGAGAUGUUGAGGGAACAACACGGCCCAACACUGCUGUAUGAAUUCAGUCUCAGGCCCCAUGGGCCAGGCUUUGACUUCCCAACAUGAUAUGAAGCCAACACCCUGGUGUCUGCACAGGGCUUAGUGAUUUUAGUCUUUACUGGUACCCAUGACGACCUCUGCUGUGUAGCAUCAAACGUACCUGCGAUCGAUAAGACAGUGUAUACAAGUACAGAUGUGGCACAGUGGUGAGGGUUUCUUCUUCUCUGCUUCAAACUCAAAGAUGUGAUAUAUCUUCUCAGACUGGCAGGACAUGGGCACCGGUCAACCAAGGGGAUUAUUCUGAUACUUCUGGUGUCGGUGGUGUCGUGUUUGAAGCCGUUAGUCCAAGUUUAUUCUGUUCCAUAUGGUCAGGAAGUGCUGAGGCAGGCCUACAGACAUGUGAGGGGUCAUCUUUAUUUUCAGAUUGAAAUUGAAACCAAAUGGCUUUUGAAAACGUGCGUCUGCACCACCAGGUUGGUCUACUGUAUCUAAUCCAGUACGACAUGAAGAAGCCAAAACGGGCCGAUCACCCACCGGUGACUCUUCAUGGUUUUAUCAUCUGAAGCUCUACACGUUUGUUGAAACGUAGUUACCAAGCGAUCUGUGAGAAGCAUUUUGUUAGCCAAGGUUAAGUUUUUAAUUUUGGUUUGUCAGACACGCUCUAGACUUCAAAGAGCUGUUUUUAGAAGAUGUAAAUAGCACAUUAGGAUAAGUAGGGUUCCUUUUCUAUCUGCGGUAAUCAGGAUUAAUGAAGAAGCUACUUUUGGUUUUGACUCUACAGAGCGAAUGUCUAACAUCUGUGUCUUAAUACUGUAGAUUGCUCAGUUCAAAUGUAAAUGGUUUAUAAAUAUAUGGCUUAUAUAAUCUGGCUUAUUGUGAUGAAAUAAUGACUGGGAUCCCAUUGAUGCAAGGUGGGAGGAACUUUGGGGCUAUUUAUGAUUUUGUGUACAUGUGGAAAUAUCAAGACUUUUGUGCUGUUUAAUAAAUCCUAAACUCCUAA